AUGGACGCCAACAAAGAAUUGCGCGUCGCCAUCGUCGGCUCAGGCAUGGGCGGCCUAACCUGCGCCCUCGCCCUCGCCCGCAAAGGCUUCAAGCACAUCUCCGUCUACGAAAUCGCGACCAACCUCGGCUUCGUCGGCGCCGGGAUCCAGCUCGCGCCCAACAUGGCGCGCAUCCUCGACCGGCUGGGCGUGUGGAAGGACAUCGAGGCCGAGGCCGUCGACCUGAAGGAGACCAGCAUCCGGCAAGGGUCGACGGACGGCGAGCUGGCGCACGUCGACCUCAACUACAUCCGCGACACGUACGGCUACCCGCACAUGGUCGGCCACCGCGCCUCCCUCGCGGGGUCGCUGUAUGAAGGCUGCAAGCGCGAGAAGGCCAUCACGUUCCACUUCGGGACCGUCGUCAAGGAGGUGCUGUCGUGGGGCCCGAAGCCGCGGCUGGCGGCGCAGAAACGCAGCAAGGAGGGAGAGGGUGAAGGCGAGACAUUCGAGAUCACGGCCGACCUCGUCCUCGCCGCUGACGGCGUCAAGAGCGUGAUCCGCGACCAAAUGCUGCGCGAACUCCGCAUCGACGCGUCCAUCGUCGACACCGGCCAAGCGGCCUACCGCAUCAUGCUCACGCGCGACGAGAUGAAGCACGACCCGGAGCUCCUCGCGCUGAUCGACAAAUCCGCCGUCACGCGCUGGAUCGGCGAGAAGCGCCACAUCAUCGCGUACCCGGUGUCUUCCAAAAACAUCUACAACCUCUCCACCGUCCAGCCCGACAAGAACUUCGCCGACGCCCCUUCCAUCACCUACACCACCAAGGGCUCGAAAGCCGAGAUGCUCCGCGUCUUCGGCGACUUCUGCCCCAUGAUCGUCCGCAUGCUCGACCUCGUGCCCGAGGGCGAGGUCUGCGAGUGGAAGCUGCGCGUCCACGCCCCCAUCCCGACGUGGGUGCACGGCAGCGUCGCGCUGGUCGGCGACGCCUGCCACCCGACGCUGCCGCAUCUGGCGCAGGGCGCGGCGCAGGCGAUCGAGGACGCGGCUGUGCUGAGCGAGGUGCUGGCGAGGAUACCGGCGCAGGAUCCGGACACGAUUAAUCGGACGCUGCAGGUGUAUCAGAAGCUCAGGAAGGAGCGCGCGGAGACGCUGGUAGAGCUGGCGGCGGCGUCGGGGCGCGCGUUGCAUCUUGGAGAGGGCGCGGCGAAGGAGGAGCGUGACAAGCAGUUUGCGGCGCUGAAGGAGAAGAAGGGCGGGGCGGUGCCGGAUAAGUGGGCGGAUGCGGAUGUGCAGAAGAAGAUUUAUGGGCAUGAUUGUAUGGAGGUUGCGGCUGAGGAGUAUGAGGGGUUGUUGAGGGGGGUGGUGGCGCAGAAUGGGGUGGUGGCGGCGGCGUGA
Molecule: messenger RNA, 1377 nt
Organism: Lasiodiplodia theobromae
Lineage: Eukaryota; Fungi; Ascomycota; Dothideomycetes; Botryosphaeriales; Botryosphaeriaceae
Product: Salicylate hydroxylase
Exons: 2
Coding region: 1-1377 (458 amino acids)
Biological process (GO): secondary metabolite biosynthetic process
Molecular function (GO): FAD binding; monooxygenase activity
Source: RefSeq, a predicted model, not a curated record